Molecule: messenger RNA, 3225 nt
Organism: Daphnia pulex (common water flea)
Lineage: Eukaryota; Metazoa; Arthropoda; Branchiopoda; Diplostraca; Daphniidae
Exons: 8
Coding region: 443-2206 (587 amino acids)
Biological process (GO): SMAD protein signal transduction
Cellular component (GO): extracellular region
Molecular function (GO): cytokine activity
Source: RefSeq, a predicted model, not a curated record
UCAGUCCAUCCUUCCGCCUCCACUUGAGCGCACGCCGUGUCUCACCAUUCUUAGCUCUAGCAUCACUCCGCCAGUCUAUAUAGUCGGGUUUUGGCUAUCGUUUUUCUCCAUUCUCACUCCGACUCCCGCCGUUUCCGCGCGGCGUUCCAGAAAUAGUUGCGCCCACUUGCACCUCUCUUUCUUAUACAUCAGAUUUGAUUUUUUGUCACUUGACGGGUUUCAUUCAUUCAUUGACAGGUUAACUCUUACCAUUCAUUCGUUAGAUUCCAUAAUCCAGCAGCCAGUUGAUUGUCAUUUUGUGAAUUCCUUCUGGCAAUUGGCCGCAUUCGUUUUGGGUUUCAAUAGUUUUCAACCGCGUUUCAACUUAUAGUUCCCUGCGUUUUGUUUUUCAUUUGCAAUUACUUCGGUUGACCAGAGCGAUCAAAAGCGGGCCCUUUAAAAAAUGAAAACGUUUGUUUGUCCAAUGGAGCGAGUCGCGGCUCGGCGUUUGUUGAUAUGUUUCGUGCUGGUUUAUGUGUUGACGACGAUCGAGUGUCUGCCGCUGUUCGACACGGCGGCCGACCCUUCUGCUUCGUCCCCUUCGUCGCCGCUCGUCGAAGACCUCCUUCGUUUGUACAACGUCAGCAACGAAGAUGUCGAAGCCUCCCGCCAAAAGCAGAUCGCCAUCCGCCAUUCCAGCAGUGUCAAUCAUCACAAUUUCCCCACCAACAGCCGCCAGCAUCAACAACACCAUCAGCAUUCAUCGCUGCAUGUUGCUCAUCCGGAAGCGGCGGGCGGAUCUGCGUCCGCUUAUGACGCUCAAAGCAUCAUUAAUCAACGCAACAGAUCAAAUGUGGCUGUUAAUAUGAACAGCAGGUCGGCUCUCCAACGUAAACAAGAGGUGUUCCGAAAUGUUCUUGGUUUUGUUAACCUUAAUGGCCGUCCUCAAGUUCCGUCCAUAUCGGGAGGGACGUCGCCUGGUGCUCCCCCAAUUUCCCCAUUUUUCUCCCCGUUCCAGCGCCCUGAAGCAACAGUCGACCUUCAGGAACGCACUCGUUAUCUGCAACCAUCAUGUGACGGGCCGAAACACGCGGACGAAGAGAUCUGGUCGUCAGGAUCCACUCCACUGUCACUCCAUUUGUUCUUCAACCUAAGCGGGAUCCAAUCUCAGACUCGUGACGGCUUCCAACUGUACGUCACUGGAGCUAAAUUGCGUCUACUUAAAUUCGCUGAGGGAGAGGCGUUUCCUUCAGCCAACUUUGGCCCUGAAAAAGUAGAUGCCAGCUCAGGAUACGCGGGUCUAGAACAACCUCUGCAAACGCUAAAAGCUGCACCGUUCUUUGACCCGCCGUUGCUGCCUUCGGACGAAGAGAAAAUUCGCGUCUCGGUUCAUAAUUAUACUCGCGCUCUCAAACGAAACCGUGCCCAGAAAAAGAAGCUGUUAGACUCUCAAAUGGCAAUGGCUAAAGAAGAGAAUUAUAUGAAGCUGGACAUUAAACUGGCCGCUCGAUGGUGGCUAGCUCCAGGUGGCCGUAACUUUGGGCUCGCGAUAGAAGUCGAAGAUACAGACGGCCAGCGCAAGCCAGUUAGCCGCUUUUUCCGAUCGCGUAACUGCUCUUCUGAAAAUGAAGGUUCCAUCCGAUCCGACGAAAUUUUCGAUCCAACAAACAUCGCUUCGCCCGUUCUUGAGCUGACCGUCAUUGAAAUGCCCGAAGGUAGGAGUGUGUUCGAGUUGCCAUCAAGUGUCAUCAAAGGCCGUUUUGACGAAAUGGAAAGCGCCGGCAGUGAAGAUCUCGACGCAUUGAGUGAAAUACUGGAAGAGCCGACAUCGCGCAAGCAUCGACACCAGCACUCGAGUCGUAUUAUUCACACUUCCCAGGAAGAGCAGGCUGACGAAGCAGUGCUCCGGACAUUGAAGGGCGACGGAGUGUUAGGCGCAGCCACAGUAGGGAAGCACAGGACGUCACAUCGCACAGGCAAUCAACAGGCACCAAACUAUCGUCCGACCUCAUCUGCGGUGCCAACCUUAGCAACUCUAGAAGAUCACGAUCUUUUCCGAGAGACUGAAGAAGAAGAAACGACUCGACCCGAGGCUGACGAGUCACCUAACAUGUCGUGGUCUACCAGAAUUUUUAUGCAGAGAUUGAUGCAACAGCCACCUCAGCAGCAGCAUCAUUCAAAGAUGACACAUUAUCCACGGACUAAUAAAGACAACCGAAAACAUUAGAUAUCUAAAUAACUCCCUUGAUCCACUCGCUUCUAGAAAGGAUGAUUAAAGAACAAAAAGGAUGUAUAGUGGUUAACGUCGUGUAAAAAAUAAAUUCGAAUUUCUGGGGUGGGUAUUCUGCUAUACUAUCAAAGUAAACCCCUACUCCUCGCCUGUCUGAUAUAGAACGUUCCCGUCUUUGCCCAGACCUCUUAUAAUUCAUAUCGCUUAAUCAAUUACCAAAAGUUAAAGUUCAAUGUCAAUCAAAUAUUAACAAAAUAAAAUAAUAAUUAAUAAUAAUAAUAACAAUAAUUUAAAAAAAUAUUAAAAAAAUAAAAGGUUUUAAGUUGUCUGAUUGUAACUAUGGCUAUUAUUGUUUAUGUUACCCGUUCCGUGUAAAUCAAAAUGUUUGUGCCGUACAUAUUAGAUUAACUAGAACUACCAUCUAUGUCCUAGACUAGACUGCAACUGUUUAACAGCCACGGCCAACCAUUCCUUAUUACCUAAUAGGUAUUCUUUCAAUAUUUUGAAACCCAGAUAGUCUCGCGGAUAAUAGAUUAUAAUGCCAAACGCUAUAGGUUACGAUUUGUUUUCUCCAAUAGCCCAUCAUUCACUCAUUAUAUUAUCUUAUUCUCGACAUUCAAUAUCUGAUUCGAUCUUGCUAUUUUGCUAUGCUAUAUAGCGAUAUCGUUCUACCCUAUAAUUGCGCUGUACAGCUGCGCUUCUGUGCCACACUAUUUCACCAUCUCAUCUACACUCGCCACAGCCUUUUCAAAUUUACCAAUUGAUUAGAAAUCGGCUAUGUAUAUAAGUGAAGAAAAUCAUUUGCGCGCAAGGUAUCGCGUGUACUGCCCUAUGCUAAUUUAUAUACAGAAUUAAACAUAAAACGAUUAAAUAAUCCAAAUCGAUAACAAGAAUAUUGGCGCCCCCCUACAUUACGUUAUUGUAAUACUUCAUUCUUAAUUCACAAACCCCUAGUUUUUGUUACUUAUUUGAUAUCGUUGUACGGUAUUUGCAUGUGAAUAAACGUGAAAAACAUA